AAUUCUCUCUCUCUCUCUCUUUUAGUUUUAGUGACCGGUGGCAUCGUGGCUGUUUCAGGCCAAUUCAAAAGAUGGGAGAUUGCGGUUUAUGCAAUAGUCGCAGGGGUGUUUGUUUGCUUCUUGGAGUAUCCCCGAGGGAAGAGGAAAAAGGGAUCCACUCUGGAGAGGUGUGGCCAGAAGUAUUUCACAGCGGCUGUGAAGAGCUGUGGACCCCUAACGAGGAAUUAUUAUGUCCGGGCCGUUCUCCACGCGUGCCUAGCAGUUCCUGCAGGAUAUUUGCUAGCCACCAUCCUUGGCACCGUUUGCCUGGCCAUAGCAAGUGGCAUCUACUUACUGGCUGCCAUACGAGGCGAAGAGUGGCGCCCCAUUGAAGCAAAGCCUCCAGAGCGACCCCAAGUGGGGGGCACCAUUAAGCACCCCCCCAGCAACCCACCGCCCCGACCCCCUGCAGAGGCCCGGAAGAAGCAAAAGGAGGAAGAGCCAACAGGCCAAGAAAACCCAAUUGAAGUGAUUUCUUAGGAGUCUCCCCCAUCAGAUAGACUGCAGUCGGAGAGGGAGGCACCACUUCCUUUUGACCCAGGCAUGGGAGACACCCUCCAGGACUGAAACUCAGGCCAGAUCUUUCCCAAGCAGGAGGAUGUGGCUCUACCUGAACUCCUGCAAGCCCCUCGGGUGGGAGGUGUCUUCGGUGGUCUUUCUCUUAUGUUUCCUCCCUCCCCCCUCCCCCCCCCCCUGGUGUGUCCC
Pseudonaja textilis is the source of this 744-nucleotide messenger RNA. Lineage: Eukaryota; Metazoa; Chordata; Lepidosauria; Squamata; Elapidae. The record is from RefSeq and is a predicted model, not a curated record.